Messenger RNA from Empidonax traillii (willow flycatcher), 2049 nucleotides. RefSeq names its product ADP ribosylation factor like GTPase 13B (gene ARL13B). Gene Ontology annotation, molecular function: GTP binding; GTPase activity. Gene Ontology annotation, cellular component: ciliary membrane; motile cilium; non-motile cilium. The record is from RefSeq and is a predicted model, not a curated record. The transcript is spliced from 11 exons. NCBI's taxonomy places the organism in Eukaryota, Metazoa, Chordata, Aves, Passeriformes, Tyrannidae. Gene Ontology annotation, biological process: receptor localization to non-motile cilium; non-motile cilium assembly.
ACAAGACAAAGUCUUUUUGGGUUGCUCUGACCUGUCCACGUUGUCUCUGGAUGGCUCUGGGUGGAUAGUGAAGAGGGAUGUUCAAUCUAAUGGCCAAUUGCUGCAACUGGUUAAAACGGUGGCAGGAACCUGUCAGGAAGGUGACACUAAUAAUGGUGGGUCUUGAUAAUGCUGGUAAAACUGCUACAGUCCGAGGGAUUCAAGGAGAGUCUCCUGAAGACGUGGCCCCAACAGUUGGCUUUUCCAAAAUUGACCUUAAGCAGGGACGCUUUGAAGUGACAAUCUUUGAUUUGGGAGGUGGGAAACGGAUCCGGAAUAUCUGGAGGAACUACUACGCUGAGUCUUACGGGGUGAUCUUUGUGGUGGAUUCCAGUGACGUGGAAAGGAUGGAAGAAACAAAGCAAGCCAUGAUAGAAGUUUUGAACAGCCCUAAGAUAUCAGGGAAACCCGUGCUGGUGCUGGCAAACAAGCAGGACAGAGAAGGAGCUCUGUCAGAAGCAGAUGUGAUCGAGUCCUUGUCUCUGGAAAGGCUUGUCAAUGAACACAAGUGUCUCUGUCAAAUUGAACCUUGCUCAGCUAUCAUGGGCUAUGGGAAAAAAAUUGACAAAUCAAUCAAAAAGGGGUUAUUUUGGCUUCUACACAUCAUAGCCAAAGAUUUUGAUGCCUUAAAUGAGCGAAUCCAAAGAGACACCACAGAGCAAAAGNNNNCCCAAACCCAACCAAAAUCCACAAAUGCCCAAACCACUGAAACAACAACAUAAACCCACCAACGAUGCCAAAGGGAGAAGGAAGAAGGAGCUGGAGCUGAUGAGGAAGAGCCUGAGCCUGGGAAAUACCAGAACCCCUUCCAGCCUCUAUCUGCUGUAAUCUCUGAGAAUGAAAAACAAAUGGAAAAGGAAAAGAAGAGGCAAAGGUUGGAGACUGAACAGGCUACAAUUGUCCUGAAAGCACAAACAGAGCAGGACCAGGUGGAUGCCCAGCACUUGUCAAGGAGCAGCAGCCAAAACACAACUGAGAGCAGCCUAGAAAUGUGCAAUUCUGCAACUCCCCAGCUUGUGCAGCACUCGGAAGAGAAUGAUCAGCAAGCCUCGGAAUGCCUUGACUCAGAUAACAGCAAGAAAAAAAGUAAAAAACCAAAGUUAAAAAGGGGCCACAGAGUAGAACCUAUUAAUUCAGAGGAUUCUCUUCCCAAAAAUCCACCACCAGCAGCAGCACUUCCAGCAGUUGGCUGGGGAACUCCCAAACUUCCUAGACUUGGAAAACUUGAGCCCCUUGGGGAAACACAUCGUGCUGGUUUCUAUGGAAAGCCUCUGCCCCCGCUGAGUCUCCGCCAGAGACCCAACAGUGACACCCACGAUGUCAUUGCUUGACUGGAUCCCAAACAAACACAGUUUAAAACCACCAAACAAAACAAUUCCCUCAGAAACAUUUAUUUUUUUCUGUUGCCCUUGAAGGAAACAUUUUUCAAGUGACACUUUCUCAGCACGUUGCAGAAGAACUUGGUGACAAUUAAAUCUGGAGUUGGUUCUGUCCGACUGAGUUGAUCAGACUUUGUCGUUCCACGUCACCAGCGCUGCUUCAGCCUUCAGUGGCUGAAUAAAUCAAACAGGUCUGUGUGUCCAUGGCUGUUCAUGUGAACAUGGCAUUGAGGAUUUCCUUGUGAAAAUACAUAUCCCUAAACCUGAAGAAAACCAGCUUCAAGAUGACUGGAUUUGUACCUUCCCAUCGAGACCUUCCUCCAGGUGCUGUGCAGUUGUUGGUAUUUUUUUUUCCCAGCUGAUAAAUUAUUUUGUAAGAUUGGUUGUAUGAUAGGGUGACUCUAGAAAGGCUAAACAAAGAUUGAGUCUAUUUUUCUACCUUUUUAUUAAAUGAUUUGGCAGUCUGAGUGGGUCUGUGUUCCUGCUACCAAUCAAGGGAUACCUUGAAAGCAUUAGGAAGCUGAUGGUCAAGUUCAUACCAAUACAGGGUGUUUGACUCUUCCAGUAGCAGAGCCCCUUGAUUAGGGAUUGCACUACCAGAUGGAAUAUUUUAUAUUUCUGGCAACCUGAA